Ceutorhynchus assimilis (cabbage seed weevil) is the source of this 2490-nucleotide messenger RNA. NCBI's taxonomy places the organism in Eukaryota, Metazoa, Arthropoda, Insecta, Coleoptera, Curculionidae. The record is from the annotation of a GenBank genome assembly.
AUGUUCAAAUAAUAUGAUGGCUAAAAAACCUAUUAUCUCUUACCUAAAGUGCAUAUAGAUUUCAACUUCUGCUGCAAGAAUUCUUCAAAUUCUGCAUCAAUACUUUGUCUGGAUUUCGUCAGGGUCCCAUCCACAUCGAAUAAGCAUAAGAUUUUACUUGGCAUUGUUCUUCAGUAUGUUAAAAUGCACUUUUCCAGCUGGUCUUUGUCCUUUUUCUUCGUGAUUUUUCACAGUUUUUCUUACGUGUCUUUGCAGGCAAAUAAGCCAAACGUACUAUUGAUUAUAGCUGACGAUGGAGGUUUUGAAAUGGGCGCUUACCUGAACAAAAUCUGCCAAACUCCAAACCUCGACCAACUAGCGAAAAACAGUUUGAUUUUCAAUAAGGCAUUCACUUCUGUUAGUAGCUGUUCACCAAGUCGCUCUGCAAUAUUAACAGGAGCACCUUCGCACCAGAAUGGCAUGUAUGGAUUACACCAAGGAGUUCACCACUUUGAUUCCUUUAACACAAUCCAAAGCCUACCCAAAAUAUUAAGCAACCACAAAAUAAAAACUGGCAUAAUUGGCAAAAAGCAUGUGGGUCCAGAGUCAACCUACCCAUUUGACUAUGCCCAAACCGAAGAAAACAACUCAAUAUUACAAGUAGGCAGAAACAUCACACACAUAAAACUUCUAACAAGAGAAUUCCUAAACUCCACCAACCAAAAUCCGUUUUUCUUAUACGUUGCCUUUCACGAUCCUCAUCGCUGCGGUCAUACAAAUCCAGAAUAUGGAGCAUUUUGCCAGAAAUUCGGCAAUGGAGAAGCGGGUAUGGGUUUAAUACCUGACUGGCAACCAAUCCAUUAUCAAUGGGACGAAAUUACACCCCCAUAUUACAUCCCAGAUACUGAGCCUGCUAGACGAGACAUUGCAGCUCAAUACAUCACAAUGUCCAGAUUAGAUCAAGGAGUUGGCUUAAUACUCAAAGAAUUAAAAGAUUAUUUGAAUAAUACCUUAAUAAUAUUUAGCUCUGAUAAUGGAAUACCAUUUCCUAAUGGUAGAACUAAUUUGUACGAUUCUGGUAUAGCAGAGCCGAUGUUUAUUUCGUCACCUUACCACAAAAAAAGGCGCAACCAAAUUACCAACUCUUUAGCUAGUUUAUUGGAUAUUGUACCAACAAUUUUAGAUUGGUUUGGUAUAAGUAAUCAAAAUCUUACAGGCAAAAGCUUGUUGCCUUUACUGACAAAAGAGCCAUCAGACAAGUCAAAAGAAGCAAUUUUUGCCAGUCACAACCUGCAUGAAAUAACAAUGUAUUACCCAAUGAGAAUGAUUAGAACCCAGCGUUAUAAGCUAAUUCACAAUUUGAACUACCUAAGUCCAUUUCCAAUAGAUCAAGAUUUGUAUUUGUCAGCAACUUUUCAAGAUUUGCUUAAUAGGACUAAGUCUGGCCAGCCAAAUUAUUGGUUUAAGACUUUGAAAAGCUAUUAUUUUAGACCGGAAUGGGAGCUGUAUGAUUUGAAACUAGAUCCUGCUGAGCUGAAUAAUUUAGCUUCAAAAACUAGCAUGGUAGAUGUGCUUGAAGAUCUGAAAACGAGGUUGUUUGAGUGGCAGAAAUCUACUCAAGAUCCUUGGUUGUGUGCUCCGCAUGCUGUUUUAGAAGACCAAGGGGAUUUCAAAGAUAAGAUUGCUUGUUUGGGGUUGGACAAUGGGGUUUAGUAAAAAAUAAAAGUUUAUUGUCAAUUAAUUAAAUAAAAUCUAUAAAGGUGUAACAAUGUAAGUACGUAUAAGGAUAUUGAUUAUAUAAAGAAAUAAUAUUUCAGAGUUAUUGGUUUGUUCCAACACCAAGUUUUGUGCAGAAUUGUAACAAAGGUUCAACUUAUAUACCCAGUAAACACAUCUGUGACAUUAGUUUUAUGUAACAAAAGUUUCAACUUUGAGGCUAAAUAAUUUGAAAACUAUUUGAGAUACCUGAUUCAAUUUUGUUUUAUCUUGAAGAGUAUUUAAUUCUGGAUAAGAGUAUGUAAAUAUGAAUCAGAAUUUGUAAAAUAUUAAUUGAGAUAUGGGCGAUUUUAUAAGGCAAUGUCAAAUUCUCAGGGCAAAAAUCAUUUUUAAUUUUUUACAGGCCCUAAAACCUCGAAAAGAAAAAUUACGAAAAUGCUUUUCCACUAAAUUUGACCCCCUUUUUCGAUUGGUAAAGUCAAAAAUUGAAAAAUUUAGAAAAAUGAAAAUUGAAAUUUUUCCAAGGAAAUUUCAUUUUCAAUAUUUUGGAAACUAUGAGAGUUAUGAAUACGAAAUUUUGUCUAAUCGUAGAUUUCAAUUAGGGCUUCAAAAAAGGGUAUCUGAGGCACCGAGCCCUAGGGCUUCGUUUUGGAGAUAAUCAGCUUUGAAGGUUUUCCAGAAUUUCAGACAAAGUUUCAACUUUGAGGCUCAAUAUCUUGAGAACUAUUUGAGAUACAUGAUUCAAUUAUGCUUUAUCUCGAAGAGCAUUUAAUUUUGAUUAAGAAUAUAUAAAUA